AUGCUUAGGGCAGCUUUCACCAGAAGAACAGUAAACCAAAUACGUGCAUUUCAUGGCUCAUCAAUUUAUUAUGCCGCAUCUGUGUUUAAAAUGCCAGCAAUGUCUCCCACCAUGAGUGAAGGUGGUAUUGUUUCUUGGAAAGUGAAACCAGGUGAUACUUUCAGUGCAGGAGAUCCUAUUUUGGAAGUAGAAACUGAUAAGGCCACCAUUGAUGUCGAAGCAGCCGAUGAUGGUAAAUUAUGGGAGAUUUUAGUCAAUGAAGGGACCUCCGGAGUACCAGUUGGUAAGCCAAUUGCCUUUUUAGCAGAACAAGAUGACGAUUUAAGCACUUUGGAAAAACCAAGCAUAGAAGAUGUCAAGCAAGAAACUCAAGCUCCCGCUCCACAGGAGAAGAACCCCGAAGAAAAGACUACCAAAAAAGAAGUUAAACAAUCAGCACCACGUGAAGUUUCUACUGGCUCAAGUGUGCUUCAAAAAGCCAAUCCAAAUCAAAAAUUGUCUCCAGCAGUAGAGUUAUUGUUACAUGAAAAUAAUAUUUCCAACGAAGAUGCCUUCGCGAAAAUCCGAGCUUCAGGACCAAAAGGGAGAAUUUUGAAAGGUGACGUAUUAGCCUAUCUCGGAAAGAUUGAUACAGGUGUAGUUGUUGAGUUAACUGAGUUUUUGAAAUCAAGAGAACAUUUGGACUUGUCUAAAAUAAUGCUUGCAGAACCAUCAAAGACAGAAGAAUCAACUGAAUCCAAAUCUAGCAAAGAAGAAAAGGCAAAAGUUGAAAAACCAAAACCAAAAAAUAUUCUUUCAGUUGAAUUAACUUCAAACUUGGGUGAAGAUAUUUCGCAAUCUAAAUUCAAAUUUGCUUUUGAAAAAUCCAUUUCUGCAGCUAUCAGACAAACAUAUGCUUCCAAAUUCCCACAAUUUGCUCAAUCCCCUACUGCAUCCUCAAUUUACGACAAAUAUGACGUGUUUGAUGAAAUACUUUCUGCACCAGUUACAAAGAAUAGAUUUGAAGUUUUUGAUAUCAAGUACAAGUUUUACGGUGAAGAAUCUUCUAAAAACAAGGUUUCAGCAGAUAGUUUUGAUGAACUUUUGGGUUUGCUGACUCCUGUCCAGUAUUUGGAAACUGGGUCUUCUAAUGUCAAUGUUCUGUUCAAAAUCAAAUUUGACGAUAAAUUGCAAGAUUCCAAAUUGUUCGUUGAAAAUUUUGAAAACUCUUUACUUUCACAAAUUCCAGCCAACAAGUUAAAGAUCACAAACUAA
Molecule: messenger RNA, 1254 nt
Organism: Candida albicans SC5314
Lineage: Eukaryota; Fungi; Ascomycota; Pichiomycetes; Serinales; Debaryomycetaceae
Gene: PDX1
Product: Pdx1p
Exons: 1
Coding region: 1-1254 (417 amino acids)
Biological process (GO): pyruvate decarboxylation to acetyl-CoA
Cellular component (GO): pyruvate dehydrogenase complex
Molecular function (GO): dihydrolipoyllysine-residue acetyltransferase activity
Source: RefSeq, a predicted model, not a curated record